This is a messenger RNA of Cylicocyclus nassatus, 1879 nucleotides long. NCBI's taxonomy places the organism in Eukaryota, Metazoa, Nematoda, Chromadorea, Rhabditida, Strongylidae. The record is from the annotation of a GenBank genome assembly.
AUGCGGUUGGACGCUAAUAAGUGGACAGUAUUUCCUGGUUACUACAACUAUCUUCAUGUUUUCAGAGCGUCUGUUGUCAAAUUGCUACCAAGAAAAUCUAAGCGCAUGCUCAGUGCGAUGAUAAUAUUUUUUCUUUUUGUAGUUUUUGCUGUAUCCAAUAUUUUCAUGAUAAAAAGGAUGUUACGCCUUCAGCAGUAUCAGUCGUUUGUCAAUGGCGACGAUAUUCCUCGCAUGCGGAGUGAUACAGCGAAACAAAACCUCUCAAGCACUAUGUCAAUUAAGGAAUUGAUUUCCAAAUAUAAAUCAGAUCAGAUUAUACUUCAAGACAUUGGGUGUCAUAAUGGAUUCUUCCCUCAGAUUAGUUCAGCAAAUAUAUCAAAACUGCAGCCCAUUAUGCUCACUCCAUUUAUCAAAGAAAAAAGAAGACUAGUAUUUGCUAUCCCUGUUGUCUCGCGACAUUACAUCCUAGAAACAAUGCAAUCCUUAUUUUCGAGCUUUUGCCCUUGCCUGAGAGAACAGGUUUUAUUCGUUAUGAUGUUUGCCAACCCAACGGAUACAGAAUGGCUUCAAAACACAGCGGUGGACAUAUUGAGCUAUUUCUCAAAGGAGAUUCAAGAUGGUUUGUUGGAGGCUUUUAUCAUACCUCCAUUGUGGCACCAACUGCUACUGCCAGACUCGUUCAACUCCACAUUUAGAGACUCAAACGAAAGAAUGUUGUGGAGGACGAAACAAAAUCUGGAUUACUUCUAUUUGAUGAAUUACGCUUCGAGAAAGGCUGACUACUACAUGCAAUUGGAAGAUGAUAUUCUCGCUACUGCAAAAUAUUCAAAAACUAUCAUGAAUUACAUAAAUCUCAAAGAAGGAGGAUCAUGGUUUAGCAUGCUCUUCUCCCGACUUGGCUUUAUUGGGAAGCUAUUCAGAAGCGACGAUGUGAAGUAUAUUACAAAUGCAAUUGCAGCCUACUAUAAAAUCAAACCUGUUGACUGGAUCUUUUCGGACGUGGAACGAAACCUGUUUUGCUCACCGGAAUACAAUGAUGGUUUAUGUCAAGAGGCAUGCUCUGCCAGCCGAGUGACUGUCAUACCAGCGCAGUUCCAGCAUAUGGGUAAGUCCUCAUCGCUCAAUGGAAAAAAACAGUGGAUAAAGGAGCGUUUUUUCAACAGAAGUUGUAGACAGUGCAAAAGAAGAAAUCCUUUCGCAAACAUUACAAGUACGAUGCCUACACAUUCUUCCCACACUUUGGAAGGCGGAUACUACACUUACGAUUUCAUGUGGUUUACGAGCGUAAAUAAGGGGGAUCACCUCAUGAUUAGUUUUGGAUAUCCAUUAAAACUGACAGGAAUUCUCAUGGUUAGUGGAGUCGACCCUGCCUUGCACGAUGUGUUCUCCUCUGACACGCAGUUAUUCGCGGUGAAAAAGGAUAAAAAUGAAGUGCUGCUGGCUAAUUUCACUAUUCACGGAGACUUGAUGACUCGUCUGGCAGGAACUGAAGUGAUCGCCCUCAUUCUUCGAGUGAAUUCGAACCAUAGCACAUGGGUGAUAUUAGCUCAUAUUGAGAUAGAUGUUGAAUAACUUUCAUAACUUUUUGUGAGAGUACUGUUUUCCCCCACAUUCAUUCUUAUAUGAAAAAGUUUGAGAAUUGUUACCAGCUUAAAUUUUGUGUGUAAUCCAAAAGUGCUGGGACACCCUGCUUAUUCUACGACUCUGAAGGUUUUCUUCUUGAUUAACGAUAUACAGCGAAGUGAACGUUUUUGUAUAAAGUGACUUUUGCAUGUUAUCAUGGUAGCAGCACGCAGCCCCAUUCCCUGUGAAAGACAAUGUGAGACAGGUUUUUUCAACACCAUCCGAACUUGUGCUGCUGUACCCACAAAUUCCCUGG